Messenger RNA from Coccinella septempunctata (seven-spotted ladybird), 1374 nucleotides. RefSeq lists its product as uncharacterized. Lineage: Eukaryota; Metazoa; Arthropoda; Insecta; Coleoptera; Coccinellidae. Gene Ontology annotation, molecular function: catalytic activity. The transcript has a single exon. Bases 1 to 1374 code for a protein of 457 amino acids. The record is from RefSeq and is a predicted model, not a curated record.
AUGGUUCUCGUCAGGAAUGGCGUUCCGACUGAGGAUAUUCAGUCCAUCAGGGAAAUGUCCGUUGAGAAGGUCACAGAAAUGGUUGCUGUUAGAUAUCCUGAAAAAAAUAUUUUAUUAUUGGCUGUGUACAGGGUGCCUGAUGGCGAUUUUGGGGUUUUUUUGGAUAUAUUUUCCGACGCUCUCCAGGAAUUAUGCCAGUUGAAGGACUUUAGGGUUGUUGUGGCAGGAGAUUUUAAUGUUGAUUUCAGAGUGGAUAGCACAGAAAAAAACAGAUUGCUGGACCUCAUAGAAACAUUCGGAUUACGAAUCACAACUACAGAACCAUCGAGGAUGACUAAAACAUCAUCAAAGUGCAUAGACAAUAUUAUGACAAACUUGAGUGAAAACGACACCACAACCGAAACAGAGGAGCUACAUUUCUCGGACCACAGGGCUCAGAUAUUCACUUACAUGCAUGAAGAUGAGAACCACAAACGACAGGAACACAUUUAUAAACGAAACAUGGGAAAAAAAUGUAUUCGGAAGUUGAGAAGAGCGAUAAGGGAAUUUGACUGGGAGAGUUUGUUGUCGGGAAAGUCAGCGCAAGAAGCGUACACCUCCUUCCACGAUAACCUUGUUGUAAUGAUAGAGUCCUUUUGUCCUAUCCAGAGAAAGCUGGUGAAGAAGUGUAAGGCUAAAAAUUCAAUACCGUCGGAUCUAAAAGAUGCAAAAAAUGAGUUGGAAAUUCUGGCCCUACAGGCUAUAAUAAGAAGAGAAGAUACUAUAUAUGAACUAUACAGAAGAAAAAAAAAGCAAUUUUUUGAAAGGCUCGAAAAUCAUAAAAGAGAAACAAUGGAAAACAUGGUAUCUAGGGCAGAAAAUAAAACAAAGGUUAUAUGGAGGAUAAUAAAUGAAAACGUAAGGUCAAAGAGGAGACAGUAUCCUGGGGGUCGAUUGAAAGUGGAGAGUAUCAGUGAAUACUUUUCGAGGAUUGGCGAAGAGCUAUCGGAGAACUUGCCACGGGCAGAAAAGUCUGCAGGCCACUAUUUGAAGGAGUCAACAGUCAGAUCUAGUGGUUCAUUUUUCUUCAACCCUAUAACAUCUCAGGAAGUGGUUAAGAUUAUUAACUCCCUGAAGCAUAAGACGACCAUGGAUGUAUAUGGGAUACCAACAUGUCUGAUAAAGCAACUGGCAGAGGAGAUUAGCGAUCCAUUGCAGAUGGUGUUGAAUAAAUGUGUUGUCGAGGGCGAAUUUCCGGACAAGAUGAAACGAGCGAAGAUUGUUCCUGUAUUCAAGGGAAAGUGUCCGAAUUACAGGGAUUUUUUGAGGGUAACAAUUUAUUUACGGCUAAACAACAUGGAUUUCGAAAAAAAAGAUCUGUUACAACUGCAUUGA